AUGAUGAAAUAUAAAGAUAUAGUACCAAUUGGUACAGUAUUAAUUACAUCAGCCACAUCAUUUGGAUUAGGUUUAAUUUAUAGUAAUUGGCCUUAUGAUUUAAAUACAUUAUGGAGGCAUAAUGAUCCAAAUGGAUUAAGUAAAUCAUUAGUUCAUUAUCAAACUUGGGGUGAAUCACCAAUGUAUAUUCAUUACACUUUACAUGCUAUAGCAUUUAUAGGGUUAAUUGGACAUUUUAUAAAAUUAUAUAAACCAGAUGAAGAAGCAAAAUAUUUUGAAUAUGGUUCAUUAGGAUUAUUCAUGAUUUCAAUAAUUAUUUAUUUAACAAAUUUGAGAACUGGUGUUAAUUCCUGUAUUACUGGAGAAUGGGGUGAUGUCGAUUUUGGAACUGGUAUAAAUGUAAUGGCUGCAUCACAAGUUAUGAUUUUAUUAGCAUUAAUUGGAGUUUUGGUUUUACAAGGUGGAUUAUAUUAUGCUCAAUGGUAUGAUGAACAAUUAAAGAUUGAAUUUUAUGAAAAUGAAGCUAGAGAAGCUGCUGCUGCUGCUGAAAAACAAGCUAAACAAGAAGAGGAAUUAGCUAGCGGUGGUAAUAAGGCAGAAGUUGUUGAUGUUGAAAUUGAAGAUGAUUCUACUGCUACUGCUACAAAAGGUAAAAAGAAAUCUAUCAAGAAGAGAAAAUCAUAA
Messenger RNA from Lodderomyces jiufengensis, 684 nucleotides. RefSeq names its product Csh3p (gene CSH3). The record is from RefSeq and is a predicted model, not a curated record. Gene Ontology annotation, biological process: endoplasmic reticulum to Golgi vesicle-mediated transport. Bases 1 to 684 code for a protein of 227 amino acids. Gene Ontology annotation, cellular component: endoplasmic reticulum membrane. NCBI's taxonomy places the organism in Eukaryota, Fungi, Ascomycota, Pichiomycetes, Serinales, Debaryomycetaceae. The transcript has a single exon.